This is a messenger RNA of Toxoplasma gondii ME49, 3695 nucleotides long. RefSeq names its product methionine aminopeptidase 2, putative. Gene Ontology annotation, molecular function: metalloaminopeptidase activity. The coding region runs from base 1086 to 2528 and encodes 480 amino acids. The record is from RefSeq and is a predicted model, not a curated record. NCBI's taxonomy places the organism in Eukaryota, Apicomplexa, Conoidasida, Eucoccidiorida, Sarcocystidae. Gene Ontology annotation, biological process: proteolysis. The transcript has 8 exons.
AAUACCGGCAUAUUCUGAACAUGCGCACAUCACAUAGAUACAUGCCUAUAUGCAUAUAUCCAUGAGUAUACGUGACCUGUGCCCGGUUCAGGUUACUUGGAUUCCUGCUUUAUAAAACACACUCUGUCUACCUCGAACAGCGGGUCUUUAAAAAGCACACAUUCACUCCCUUUCCGUUCAGCUAGGUCCUUCUGAGUCCCCACAGGCACCCUUUGAUCUUCCAAACGCCCCGUUGUUCUAUCAGAAGUGCACUUAGCUUUAAACUUUUUGGGGUGUGGCAUAAGCGUUGGUCAGUCGGUGAGUCUAGCCAUAGGUGGUGGUAUAUGUGUCCUCGGUUCUCACGUUGGGCCACACCCCUCAGUUUCGGCAAACGAAUUGAGAAUCGCCAAUUUGAAAGCUGUUACAACAACGUCAUUACCUCUUCCGUACACAGCCAGGAAAAAAACGCGGUAUCGCACGCUUUUUUCACGGUCGCCUGUCGAGAAGCUGCAGUUGCUACUCCAUUCGCGGGACUUCGCCAGCGCGUUAGAUGGGCUCGGGCGCCAGCCUAUCUCGGAAAAUUCCAUCGUCCCUUUCUUCUCUUGAAGGAAACUGCGGCUCAGAUGAAUUAUAGAAGUUUCUAGUGCGUGUUUCAACAAAGUUGCCUGGAAGGGCGCAUUCGACGCAGUGUGCCUCUUUGGGGGAGAGUUUGUGCAUGCAUGCAAACCACGAAAACGGCGCUUGCCAGGUCAAAGCCCCUCACACUGUCACGCUCCGUUCGCUUCCUUUCAAUACUUUGUUUUCCUCUUCUCCUUUCCACUGAAGCCCCCUUCGAGAGCAAAAGCGUUCGUGGUCUCUGGGACCUGCGAAUCCUGUCUCCAGACACGACCAGUGUGUCAGUUGCACGCUCGGGCCGCCUCGCAGGGGUGUACAUACAGCUCGGAGUUGCCCGCAGCCGCUGUCGCGACGCGUCUGCUGGAGCUGCCGUUUCUGCGUCUAGCCUUUGAUUCCCUUCAGCGCGUUUUCCCUUUGUUCUCUAUCGGCCACUUGUGCAGCCGCAGCGCUGUGUUUCUCCGCGGCCGCCACAAACUGCGCGUCGUUUCAGAAUGCCUUCUCAACUCAAGAGGGAAGCCGGGGAAGAUCCGGUCGCAGCGGAGGCUCCGGGCGCCGCGGCGGAGUCGACCCCAGAAGUGCCGAAGAACGACGAACCUGUGAGGGAAGAGGACCUGCCGGAAGAGGAGGAAGAAGACGAAGGCGAGGAAGGCGGAGCCGCAGCUGGAGACAAGAAGAAAAAGAAGAAGAAGAAAAAGAAAAAGACGGCUGGUGCAGCAGACAAGACGGCGAACGGAGUCUGCGCACCCGGAUCCGCGGCAGUUGCUGCUGCGAAGAAACAAUCCGAGGAGAACUCGACAGUCCUGCGUCGCGUGAAAGAGUGGACCUCUUUCCCCGAAAAACAGACAUGGCCGCCGACAAAGCCCAUGCAUGAAGUCUUCUCCGAUGGCUUGUACCCGCCAGGCGAAAUCCGACAAACCAAGCGGACGACUGCGGCGGAAGAUCGCGAGGCGGUGCGCUUGGAGGCAGUCGACAUCCAAGCAAUCCGCCAGGCCGCCGAAUGCCAUCGCCAGGUGCGGCGGUACAUCCAAGGCGUCGCGCGCCCAGGUGUGAAGCUGGUUGAUCUGUGUCGUUCGCUGGAGGCGAAGUCGAAGGAACUGAUUGCAGCGCACAAACUGGACCGCGGCUGGGGCUUCCCUACCGGCUGUUCCCUGAACAACUGUGCAGCGCACUAUACACCGAAUCCCGGAGACAAUCGAGUGCUCGAGCAAGGCGACAUCUGCAAGCUGGACUUCGGAGUUCAAGUUGGUGGCCGCAUUAUCGAUUGCGCGUUCUCGAUUGCCUUUGACGAAAAGUUCGACAGCCUCAUUCAAGCGACGCAAGAUGGAACAAACGUCGGCAUUUCGCACGCAGGAGCGGACGCCCGCCUUUCGGAGAUUGGCGGCUUCAUCCAAGAAGCAAUUGAAAGUUACGAGAUGGAAAUCGACGGGAAGAUGGUGCCGAUAAAGUCCAUCCGCAACCUGACAGGACAUUCCAUCGACCUGUACAGAAUCCACGCAGGAAAGUCAGUGCCGAUCGUCAAGGCGCCGGGAGGGCAGACAAGUCACGCGCCGUCGAACAUCAUGGAAGAGGGGGAGGUGUAUGCGAUCGAGACUUUUGCGUCAACGGGACGUGCUCACGUUUCUGAGGAAAACGACUGCUCUCACUACAUGAAAGACGCGCAUGCACAGUUCGCCGCACUGCGUUUGAAGAGCGCGAAAGAUCUCCUCAAAGUCAUUGACGACAACUUUGGAACUUUGGCCUUUUGCCGACGCUGGCUAGAAGAUCUGGGGUGUACGCACCACCUGCUGGCGCUGAAGCAACUGGUGGAGAAGCAGAUCGUCUGUCCGUAUCCACCUCUAAGCGACGUUCGCGGUUCCUUCACGUCGCAGAUGGAGCACACUGUCUUCAUCGGCAAGAACUCUGUCGAGGUCGUUUCUCGCGGAGACGACUUCUGAGGAACGGAGGAAAAAGAGAAUCGAAAAGACUCAAGAGGCUCCUGGGCGCAUGGCGAGUCGCUGGAAAGGGAGUGCCUCCAGCAGCGGAACUGUGCUAGGAAAUCGCGAUUUGUGCGCAUCUUUCUGUCCGUGUGGAAACACUCUGUCAACCGUGCAAUCCCUCUGCAAACCUCUUGCUUGAAGGAAGUCCCCAGCUGCACAGAGCUCUAGCAAUCCUGGUGGAGAGAAGUCCUGAGUCGAGAGAUGCGGAGACGGAGAAAAUCCGAGCUUCCGCCCCUGCGAGAACGAGAAGAGACGAACUUCUUCAAAAGACUGCUAUUUCGUCUGCUUGCUUCGGUGAAGGAACGACCCCGCUAGACUGUUGGGUAACGCUGAAGCUCGCGUGGAAGCCAGCGACGCACUCGGUUGCGUUAGCGAGAGAUCCUGACAAGGCGAAGAAGCCCGCUUGUCCUCGCCGGACCUAGACACAGCUUUGGAAAAGACACAGCUUUGGAAAAGACACAGUUUUGGAAACGGACAGCCGUGAGCAACUCUCCACAGCAGCUACGAAACCCCUUCAGGUGUCUGUACACCCGGAUCCGCCUCCGCGCUCUGCUGACUCGCGGGUCGCCACAUCUUCAGAGAUCGUUUCAAGCGUGUGUCGUGCGUUCUCGUUCGCGGCAUUCUUCAUUCCUCGGGGCAGUGAAUACAGUGGCAAACUCACACGGAUGUACUGACACAUUUAUAUUUGGAGUGCAUGCAAAUACCAACAAUUACAUGUAUAUAUAUAUAUAUAUAUUGUUUAUCUAUGCAUACACCUACAUGUAGUUCCAUGAAAAGCGGAAGAUGUGAAUCUUGUACAUCCAGACAUACAUAUAUAUAUAUAUAUUAUAUAUAUAUAUUAUAUAUAUAAAUAUAUAGUGUAUACGCAUAUAGCGGUUUAUCUGUGUGUAUCUCUAUGUCUCUGAAUAGAAGCAGACGUGAAUGCACCUCGAGUAUUGAGGUAGCUUGGAGGCACUGUGUAUUAAGGCAAGGAGAGAGAAGAGUGUCAGUGAACUUUCUGUUGUAUGUUCAGAGAGGAGACAGAUCUAUUUGAGGAAAUUGCCUCCUCGUUUCUGUAGCUCAUCGAACGCUCGCCAUCUCGGCUGUCUCUUCGACCACGGUCUUCGUCUUUCAAGGAAAAAAAAU